AUGCCCGACGACCCGGUAGACCCUCCCCCUACACCACAUGAGGCGUGGACAGAAGGAGAGUUCUGUCUUAUAUCAGCGGACAACGUAAGCUUUCGAGUCCCAUCGCGCACCCUGUUCUGGGCCAGCAACAAUCUCGCCGAUGCAGCCGACGUUUCUGGGGGGUCGUCAGCUGAGAAGGUCGUCCGUUUCACCGACCCGGAGCUUGAGUCUUCGUCGACCAUCGAUCGGUUUCUCAACCUGGCUGUCAAGUACAUUGCUACUCCCUCAACUCAAUCUCAAGCUCCCGGACACGAAAGCGACGAUGAUGUGGCUGUCUGUCGUGAAAUACACCGCCUCGUUCAGUUUCUCCACAAGUAUGACUGCGCUCCAUUGCUCCGUCUACUUCAACUGACGACGGUUCGCUGCCUGGAAGAGGCUCGAAUGAACCCUCUCAGGUCCUUCGUCAUCGGUUCGGUGACGGACAGUCCGUCAGUCUGUGAGCUUGCCCUUCAGGCUGCAGAUUCGGCAGACGACAAUCAACCUAAGGGGUAUAGGGAUGAAAGGUCAAUGCGGGGUCUUGACCCCGGUACUAUCCCUCUGCCGUUGUGGAAGCUGAUAUACCCCGCUCACUCGUGGGCGCUCACCGCAGCUUGGUCUCGGAGCACUGAAUACCGAAACUGCAGUGUGGGCAGGCACCAAUCUCGCGACCCGAUGGCUGUGGCACGUCUUUUCAAAGCACUGGUUCGCGGAGCUGAUCAUGAUGCAUGA
This is a messenger RNA of Trichosporon asahii var. asahii CBS 2479, 747 nucleotides long. RefSeq lists its product as uncharacterized. The transcript is spliced from 2 exons. Lineage: Eukaryota; Fungi; Basidiomycota; Tremellomycetes; Trichosporonales; Trichosporonaceae. The record is from RefSeq and is a predicted model, not a curated record. The coding region runs from base 1 to 747 and encodes 248 amino acids.